Messenger RNA from Telopea speciosissima, 2696 nucleotides. Its product is annotated as cell division cycle protein 27 homolog B. The coding region runs from base 69 to 2402 and encodes 777 amino acids. The record is from RefSeq and is a predicted model, not a curated record. NCBI's taxonomy places the organism in Eukaryota, Viridiplantae, Streptophyta, Magnoliopsida, Proteales, Proteaceae. Gene Ontology annotation, biological process: cell division. The transcript is spliced from 17 exons. Gene Ontology annotation, molecular function: protein binding.
AAAUUUCACUGCCUUUGAAGCUGGCUCUCUCUCCGUCUCUUCCCCCAUUCUCUCUCUGUACCGUCGGUAUGGAAACCCUACUCUUCGACUGUGUGCAGAGCAGUCUUCGUCAUUUCAUGCACCGAAACGCCAUUUUUCUCUGCGAGCGCCUUUGUGCAGAGUUUCCAUCAGAGUUGAAUUUGCAAUUAUUGGCCAGUUGUUACUUGCACAAUAAACAAGCUUACUGUGCAUACCAUAUUUUGAAAGGAACAAAGAUGGCUCAAUCCCGCUACUUGUUUGCAAUAUCAUGCUUUCAGAUGGAUCUUCUUAGUGAAGCUGAAGCAGCACUUUGCCCUGCUAAUGAGCCUAAUGCAGAGGUUCCAAAUGGUGCCGCUGGUUGUUACCUUCUUGGGCUCAUUUAUAGGUACACUGAUAGAAGAAAAAGUGCAGUCGAUCACUUCAAGCAGGCUUUAUCAAUAGAUCCCUUAUUGUGGGCUGCGUAUGAAGAGCUGUGUAUAUUAGGUGCCGUGGAAGAAGCAAAUGGAUUUUUUGGGGAAGCUGCUGCUCUUUGCAUUCAAAAGAAACAUCUACAUUGUGAAUUGGGAUUGCAAAACUUGCAAACUUCUGGUGAUGAUAUUGUGGUUCCUAGUAGAAACUUGGGCCCUGAAGAUGUAAGCCCAAGGCAAUCAAAACAUGCUCAUGGGAGCAAUCUUAGAGAUAUACCUGGAAAUUAUCAUGGAGCAGGUCUAUCUGUGGCUUCUGUUAGCCAACCUCUCAAUGGUGGUUCUUCUAAUGCGUUAUUAUAUAAUACUCCUUCUCCAGUGACAACACAGUUGUCCAGUGUUGGCCCACCACCUCUAUGUAGAAAUGUGCAGCCAAAUCUGGCCAUGUCGGGUGGGGAUAGCUCUCCAAGAUCAACUGCAAAUGCUGUUGUUCAAGCCCCUCGAAGAAAGUUCAUGGACGAAGGGAAACUACGAAAGAAUUCCCAUCCAUCCUCUGCUCGUGUUCGUUGCUCUCAGGUUUCAGGGAGGUUGUUUUCUGAAUCUGGGCUUAGACGAAGUACAAGGCUUUCUGGAGAAGCAGCAGCUAGCUCAAACUCUAACAUCAUGCAGGCUGGAGUAAAUGGACCCAAUCAUUCCUCCUCGAAAUAUCUUGGAGGAAUUUCUUCAUCAUCAUCAUCGAAAUUGAGUUCUGCAAGUCUUCGUUCUGUGACUGUUCGAAAGGGACAAUCCUGGUCUAGCGAAAGUUUUGAUGAAGGGAAACGACCAGAGGUUUUUGCUGAAGCUCGCAUGGAUAAUUCAGCAACAACUUCUUCUAGUGCAUUUCCCUUGGGGGACGAUAGAUCUCUUGAACGGGAGCAAAAGAGCAUGUUAAUGGGUGGGGCUAUCACAAAUGGUUCAAGAGUUGCAAGUGGUGUAUCAGAGCUACUUGCCCUCCUGAGGACUCUUGGAGAAGGCUACAGGCUUUCCUGUAUGUAUAGGUGCCAGGAUGCUCUGGAUGUUUUUCUGAAGCUUUCUCACAAGCAGUACAAUACAGGAUGGGUACUUUCCCAGGUAGGAAAAGCAUAUUUUGAGCUGGUGGAUUAUCUAGAAGCUGAUCAAGCCUUUACUCUUGCGCGCCGAGCAGCACCUUAUAUUCUAGAAGGAAUGGAUUUAUACUCUACAGUUCUUUAUCAUUUGAAGGAAGAGAUGAAGCUAAGCUACCUUGCUCAAGAGCUGAUUUCAAUUGAUCGUUUAGCUCCUCAAUCUUGGUGUGCAAUAGGAAACUGCUAUAGCUUGCAGAAAGAUCAUGAAACUGCUCUGAAAAAUUUUCAGCGUGCUGUUAAUCUCAAUUCAAGAUUUGCAUAUGCCCAUACCCUAUGUGGCCAUGAGUAUGUAGCCUUAGAAGAUUUUGAGAAUGGAAUAAAGAGCUAUCAGAGUUCCCUUAGAAUAGAUGCAAGACACUAUAACUCGUGGUAUGGUCUUGGGAUGGUAUAUCUUCGCCAGGAGAAGUUUGAGUUUGCCGAGCAUCACUUUCGAAAGGCUUUCCAAAUCAAUCCACGGUCAUCUGUUAUCAUGUGUUAUCUAGGGACAGCUGCACAUGCUUUAAAGAGAAGUGAGGAAGCCUUGAGGAUGAUGGAGAAAGCCAUUCUUGCUGAUAGGAAGAAUCCACUUCCCAUGUAUCAGAAAGCCAACAUACUUUAUAGUCUUGAAAAAUUAGAUGAAGCUUUGAAGGUUCUAGAGGAGCUUAAAGAGUAUGCCCCUCGUGAAAGCAGUGUCUAUGCAUUGAUGGGUAAGAUCUAUAAGCGGCUUAAUAUGCAUGACAGAGCCAUGCUUCAUUUUGGACUUGCCUUGGAUUUAAAACCAUCUGCAGCUGAUGUUGCUACAAUUAAGUCUGCAAUGGAGAAAUUACAUGUACCAGAUGAUAUAGAAGACAGCUUGUAAAUUUUACUGGCAGAUAAUGAUCUGGCGGAGAAACCUAGUCCUGGAGGAGCUCGUCCUGCUUGCACUCGACUAAUCCCAAUGAAAGCAACCUGCUCGUUUACCUAACUCAUGGUCAUUGAGUAUGCCCCAAGAGGUGCACCUUGUAACAGAGUAUCCUAAACAGUUUUGUAGGAAAAAUUCAGAAUUAGGUUAGGGAUCAACACACAAAACCUGCAUACUUGUAUGAAGUGACAAAAAUGCAAUUGUGCCAAAAGGGCUUGUAUCAUAAGUUCAAAUUUGAAAAAAUAUCUGCAU